UAGGUGCACCAUGCAUAUCAGUCAGCACCACUGCAUGUGGUGAGGCAGGAGUGUUAACUGGCUAAAGAAAGGAGAGCUGUUCUCAGUGUGGCCAGGGCACAGCAUCUGUCAGAAAUUAGGUGGAAAAGAUGUAUCUGGCUUCCUUUAAGCAGAUCUCUGUAGGCACUUUGAUCUCCCCUUAGAAAGAGCCAUCUUUGGCUAUCAGGGGAACUUUCCAAAAACAUGGCAGCAGUCUUUGCCAUCUGUGCUUAUUUUUAUACAAGGCUUUGCCCUGCUCUGUUCAGGCAACGGCCAUCUGUAAAUGAUAGAAGGUGCUGACAAGUGACACAGACAAGGAAUGUACAUCCCUUUCUGCUGGGAAGUAAUAAAGCAUUUUUGCUGCUAGUGAAUAAUGCUGUGAGGAGAGAAGUGACAUUGGAUCUCAGCAUUCAGCUGGAUAUGUUAUGACUACAGGUAUCUAUUUUUCAGAGAUGACAACUAUCUUGCCAUUCUCUACUUACUUUUCUUCUCUAUCCUCUUCAAGGCAUAAGUGCUUGGGAUAGGUGCAAUUCAUUUUUCCAAGGCAGAUUCACUGUGUUACUAUGCUGAACCUAGCUCAUGCCCUAAAUCUUGUCAGGGAUGAGAAACAUGGCAGAGAUUCAGGCAGUGAAAACAGGCUUUCAUCAAACUGUCAGAGGACAGCUAUGCAUGUAAUAUGUAUACACGAAGCAAUCUGGCAUUAUGUGCAUCAGCCUUGCAUUAUUAACAUCUGAUUAACAUCUAGAUCCACUCAGACUCCUACUCGCUAUAAAGAACAGGCAACCUAUUAAUUCCUCCUAUUGCCACUCUCCUUUGGGGUAACAACUGGAGGAAAACUUGAAGCUAAUCUGAUUUGAGAUUUUAUAAUGAACGUGAAUCUCUGAUUAAGACCUCUGAUUAGAAUAUCCACAACUGUUCCUAAGGAGGCGUUCAGUGCCAGUUUGGAUGGGGCCCAGCCUCAUCUAGUGGGUGCCUUGCCCACAGCAGGGGAGUUAAAGCUAGAUGAUCUUUAAGGUCCCUUCCAAGCUGAGGCAUUCUAUGAACUUGUGAGAACAGACAACGUGACUUUGACUGCGACUUCUUUGUGUUUGUCAGUUUCACUGAGGCUGAAACAGGCAGUCUAGAACCAACCAACUCAGGAGCCUCUAUGGAAAAGAUUCUGGUUCAGUUUUAACAAAGCAUCCUUUUGUUUUUGUAUGCAGGAUAUCUGGUGGAGAAGGUUUGCACACUGUAGAAGUACAAUGGUGCUGCAUCUAACACCAGCAUCAAAGGAGCAACGGGGAUGAAAAAAUAUUUCUAAUAUUAUGGGUGAUGUGUUGCAAGAAUACAGAGAUCUGAGCAACUGGCAACAGCUGUACUGUUGGAGGCUUUGUUGAUUCAAUAGGUUGCCAGAGGCUGCAAAGUGAUAAGCAGGACAAAGUCCACACCUGUUCUCUCAGUGCAAAUACCCUUAUCUCUGUUCCCUUCACAGCCUUUCACAGUGGCUGGGUAGUCCAAGGAGCAAGCUCUGCUGCCAUUGUAUGUAUGGCGGAAGCAGGGUUGGUUACAGCUCUCUGAAGAAUCUGUUUUCUUAAAUUAGGACCAUUUGCUUCUCUGUUUUGAUGGUACACUUGCUUACAGAGCUUCAGUCUUCUAGCCUACUCCCUUAACUAUCUUCGUCUUUUCAGAAGCCUCAAAUUGGGCUGAAUUUGCAGAGCUUUUCCAUCUUCGGUGUCUUUCCUCCCUCAGUGUUUGUGAUAUGUUCCAGCCAGCACAUGUGCCUUGAAUUUGUUACACACGUCUCUACACAGAAAAGGCUCCUACUUGUGAUCUCUUCUCUUAGAUUUGAGCUCUGGCUCAGAUGGGGAAAGGAGGGACUGUGUCAUUACUGAUGGAAACCACUGUGACAUAUUGAUUUCCUUCCUGCAGGCUGAUGGUGAGUCACUUCUGUCUUCCCUGUCAAGAUCCUUGCUUCUUUGUGGUAGGAACAAAGCGGGAAGAAUCCAAGAGUCUCUUUUUCACUGUAGUUCAAAGCCUUGUGCUUUCUUUUCUGUUUGUUUGUUUUAUUUUGAGACAAAGCAGAGCGGGUUCUGUAAGGGAAAACACUGCAGGGAAAUCUUACCACAGUAUAAUUUCAUAAGGUAGUUGUAUGUAAUCCAAACUACUCUGUACAUCAUCAAAACGUGGGCUGUAAUAUCAGUGCAGCAAUUUAUUUUGGCCCUGGACUACAUCACAGAACAAGCAAUGGCAGCUGCUCAGCUGAACCCUGAAAUGAGCUGUUGCCCAGAUGCUCAGUUCCACCUGCAGAGUCUGCAUCGUUGUCACACACAUCGUAAGGUAAACCUUAAUUCCUUCAGCAGUGGUAGGACUGUCACUGACUGUCAGUUUUCCUGUUUAGCUGUGCUAAAAUCUCACUUCCACGGUGAGUUAGAACUGGUGUGCCUCACUCAAGCUCUCUUCUACCUGCAAGCCCGUUUUCUACUUUUUUAAUCUUCAUUCUUCCCAAAGCUACCUCUCCAUCCCAUUCUUGCUUUGGAGAUGUUAAGUUCUUCCUGGAAAUUGUUCCACGUAAUGCUUACUUCCCAAAUCUUGCUUUCAGCUUUCAGUCCUGCUUUCAGUCCUGCUUUCAGCUUCUGAGCAUGGCCCCUCUCCCUGACUCCUGUCAGCCACAGGGGCCUGGGUCUUCUCUCCAUUCCAGCUUCCCAUUUUCUUAGUUUUGAGGUCACUUUUUAAGGGCGUUUUCACCUCCCUUUUGUUACCUGAACAAUAAGUAACCCAGGUAGUUAGUUAUAAACUCAAAGGGAACAAGAGGCUGGUUGAUAAUUUAUAGCAACAUCUCAAAUUUAAAUGGAAAGUAAAUAUCAAGUUGUUAGCAUUAAAGAAAACCCAUUCCAGAGAGCUGGAGAUGUAACAUUCGGGGGACAUUCUCUUUCCUUCACUCUUCUUGACUUUUCCUUCUUUUUCCUUUGUUCCUUUCUUUCCCUUCUUCUUCCCCAUUUUUUCCCUCUAUUUCUCUUUUCCUUCUUUCUUCUUCUCAGAUUCUCAGGCAAGAGAAUCCUUUGUGGGUUCUGAAUCGCUGUUUGGACCAGAGCUCACUUACGCAGAGGUUCAGAGCGGUGAAGUUCUCAGCACCGUGCUCUGUGCCUUUCCUCUGGAGCCUGCUAGAAGCCCUCACUGAUGCCAGUGCACACCUGGAGCCGUGCUGGGCAGAGAGCAGGGAAGGUGAACUGCUGCUAAACCUCUCGCCAUUCUCUGGACGUGCAGUAACUCGAUCUGUCCCUGCUCCCAAGGACGCCUCUCUCUUGCCUUCUGUAGAUGGCAUCUACACCCAGGUACCACCCGUUCCCCCUGCUGCAGCAUGUUAAAACAACUCAGGUGGCUACAGAAGGCUAAAAAGAAGUAAACUUUUGGAGUCCGUGUUAAAACAAUGUUGCCUGCUCUGAGUUCUGUGAGUGUACGUGCUUGCUGUGUGCUUUGGGGGUGGGGGACACACAGCCCCGAGUUCAGACAUAACCAUCAGUCUGCCAAGGGAACUGUAAAGAGAAGAAAACGUAACAACAAAUGAUCUGCCUAUAUUGUGUGGUUUGAAGGAUUCCUUAUACACCCAGAAGCCUUCUGCCUUGAUUCCGUGCACCCUGCAGACCUGCAGCUGCAGAGGCUUUUAGAACAGCCUGUCUUGAAGCCAGUGGGAUUUGAAGACUGUGAAAACAGAAAUGAACGUCUGCUUGUAGGUUGGGACCUCACUGAAUGCUACGGCUGGAUGCCACGUGGAGAAUCCUGAGCUGAAUAUGGAAUCUAUUCAAGUACUGGAAAGGGGGGCGUAUUCCCUCGUGGAUUCCAGUCAAGUUUCUACUUUCCUGAUUUCUAUUCUCCUCAUAGUCUAUGGCAGUUUCAGGUCUCUCAACAUGGACUUUGAGAAUCAAGACAAAGAGAAGGACAACAGCAGCACGGCUGGGUCUUUUAACGGCAACAGCACCAAUAACAGUAAGGGUAUUCAAACCAUCGAUUCCACGCAGGCGUUGUUCCUGCCCAUCGGAGCGUCUGUGUCUCUCCUUGUUAUGUUCUUCUUCUUCGACUCAGUUCAAGUUGUCUUCACAAUCUGCACAGCAGUCCUUGCAACAAUAGCUUUUGCUUUCCUUUUGCUCCCGAUGUGCCAGUACUUAACAAGGCCUUGUUCGCCUCAAAACAAGAUUUCCUUUGGCUGCUGUGGGCGUUUCACUGCUGCUGAGUUGCUUUCCUUUUCACUGUCUGUGAUGCUUGUGCUCAUCUGGGUCCUAACUGGCCACUGGCUCCUCAUGGAUGCUCUGGCUAUGGGCCUGUGUGUUGCAAUGAUAGCCUUUGUCCGGCUCCCGAGCCUGAAGGUUUCCUGCUUGCUGCUCUCUGGGUUACUAAUUUAUGAUGUCUUUUGGGUCUUCUUUUCUGCAUACAUCUUUAACAGCAAUGUGAUGGUGAAAGUGGCCACACAACCUGCUGAUAAUCCCCUGGACGUUUUAUCCCGGAAGCUUCACCUGGGACCAAACGUGGGCAGAGAUGUUCCCCGUCUGUCGCUGCCUGGUAAACUUGUAUUUCCAAGUUCCACGGGCAGCCACUUCUCUAUGCUGGGGAUUGGAGAUAUUGUGAUGCCAGGUCUUCUGCUCUGCUUCGUCCUGCGCUACGAUAACUACAAAAAACAAGCCAACAGCGAUUCCUGUGGUGCCCCAGGACCAGGGAACAUCUCUGGACGUAUGCAGAAGGUCUCUUACUUUCACUGCACACUCAUUGGAUAUUUUGUAGGCCUAUUAACUGCAACAGUAGCCUCUCGUAUUCACCGGGCAGCCCAGCCUGCCCUCCUGUACUUGGUACCUUUUACCUUAUUGCCGCUCCUCACCAUGGCAUAUUUAAAGGGCGAUCUACGCCGCAUGUGGUCUGAGCCUUUCCACUCUAAGUCCAGCAGCUCCCGUUUCCUGGAAGUAUGAUGGAGCAGUGACCUGAACUUCUGCACUGGUCCCUUUCACUUUAUCUUGUGGCUUUGUCAUCUCCUGAAGCUGGACUGGCUGCCAGGUACUUGGGAAGGUACCAACUACAGGACUUGUAUGAAAGAAUUGAAAGGAAGGGAAGGAAAAAAGCUAAGGUGUUCCGGAGCUCCGACUCAUCGCCCCGCAGAUGUGGAACUGGGGACCCUUCGUGCAACUGCAGCCACUUUCCUCUUUUCCUCACUCUGAUGGAUCAGUAGCAGACUGUUACCUACUGAGAGAGGAAGAGACAGACUUGAAACUGAAAACGGCUUGAAGUCGUUCAAAAACUCGUGAACACUAAGAGAAAAAAAACAGUUAGGCAAACUGAAGCUUCUUCAGCGAACCCUCAUAUGCAUUGGGACCAGUUUCCUGUCGGACUUCAGUUUUGAAAAGAACUGAGACAGAAGGUCUUCUGUCACAAUAUUGGGGUUUUUGUUUUGGUUUGUUUUUGGUUUUGUUUUUUUGAUUUAUUAAAUAUUUCCUGUGGUGUGAGGUUACUUAUUAAAUCCACAGACAUUGAGUGACUUCUUGCAGUAUACAUAUAAAGAUUUGUUGUAACAAGUUACAUUUCCACGCAGAUGUCAUGUUGCAGUGAAAAAGGGCACGAUUUUUAUACAUAUAUAUAUACACACACAUAUAGAUAUAUAUAUGAAUAAAUAAAAAGGAAAACCUGCUAAGAUCAUGCUAUGUAGCAGACAGGGGCUUGCUGUAAUUUUUAGCAUGUAGAGCAGUUUACUCUGGCUUUCUUGUAUAUGAAUCUACAAUGAGCUGCUGUUUUUCUCCCCCGUCCUGAAACCAAACCUGCAGUUUGACAACAUGUCGUAUUUGUACUCAUGGACUUCAGGGGAUAUUUGAUUUUGAUCAAUGUAGCAAAGUAGGGAAGCAAAACGUUGAAACCUGACCCUGUUUGUUUCAGGGGGGAGGGAUGGGAAGGGUGUCUUUUUUUUUUUCUUCCUUUUUUACAAACAGCUCCCUUGCAGGUUUUUAGUAGUUCCUUCCUGACCCGGUGCAUGUAUUAUAGCAGCAAUUGUCUUUGUGCUUUCUGAUCAUAGUAAUGUAUCACUUGUAAAUACAUUUUUUCUAUUUUCUA
Molecule: messenger RNA, 6081 nt
Organism: Lagopus muta (rock ptarmigan)
Lineage: Eukaryota; Metazoa; Chordata; Aves; Galliformes; Phasianidae
Gene: SPPL3
Product: signal peptide peptidase like 3
Exons: 14
Coding region: 3786-4952 (388 amino acids)
Biological process (GO): membrane protein proteolysis
Cellular component (GO): lumenal side of endoplasmic reticulum membrane; Golgi-associated vesicle membrane; cytoplasmic side of endoplasmic reticulum membrane
Molecular function (GO): aspartic endopeptidase activity, intramembrane cleaving
Source: RefSeq, a predicted model, not a curated record